Messenger RNA from Melospiza georgiana, 1194 nucleotides. RefSeq names its product beta-ureidopropionase 1 (gene UPB1). Gene Ontology annotation, molecular function: beta-ureidopropionase activity. Bases 1 to 1152 code for a protein of 383 amino acids. The transcript has 10 exons. The record is from RefSeq and is a predicted model, not a curated record. Lineage: Eukaryota; Metazoa; Chordata; Aves; Passeriformes; Passerellidae.
AUGGCGGCAGAGCUGGAGUCGCUGGAGCUGUGCCUGGAGCGGCACAUCCCGCCCGGGGAACUCGCCGAGGUGAAGCGGAUCCUUUAUGGGGGCGAGCCCAGAAAACUUGAUUUGCCAACUGCUGCGCUGUCAGCAGCUCAGGAAAAAGAUUUUGAACUACAGGGCUAUGGAUUUGAAGCUGCUCUGGAGCAAUUGAGAAGGCCACGAAUUGUUCGAGUGGGACUGAUACAGAAUAAACUUCCUCUUCCCACAGACACAGCAGUGGCAGUCCAGGUGGCUGCGCUGCACAGACGCAUCGAGGAGAUGGUGGGAGUGGCUGCCAUGUGUGGGGUCAACAUCGUGUGCUUCCAGGAGGCGUGGACCAUGCCCUUUGCUUUUUGUACAAGAGAGAAACUUCCUUGGACUGAAUUUGCUGAGUCAGCAGAGGAUGGGCCAACAACCAAGUUCUGUCAAGAGCUUGCAAAGAAGUACAACAUGGUUGUGGUGUCUCCAAUCCUGGAGCGAGAUGAACUGCACGGUGGAGUUCUCUGGAAUACUGCAGUGGUCAUUUCUAAUUCUGGAGCACUUCUUGGCAAAAGCAGGAAAAAUCACAUUCCAAGGGUUGGAGAUUUCAAUGAGUCCACUUACUAUAUGGAAGGAAAUACAGGACACGCAGUGUUUCAGACGCAGUUUGGGACAAUUGCUGUGAACAUCUGCUAUGGGCGCCACCACCCUCUGAACUGGCUCAUGUACAGCAUGAAUGGAGCAGAGAUCAUCUUUAACCCUUCAGCCACUAUAGGGUCACUCAGCGAGGCGCUGUGGCCGAUCGAAGCCAGGAACGCUGCCAUAGCCAACCACUGCUUCACGUGCCCCAUCAACAGAGUUGGAACGGAAUACUACAAGAAUGCCUUUACUUCUGGAGAUGGUGGAAAAGCCCACCACGAGCUGGGCCAUUUCUAUGGCUCGAGUUACGUGGCUGCGCCGGACGGCAGCAGGACCCCGGGGCUGUCUCGCACUCAGGAUGGGCUGCUGGUGGUAGAGAUGGACUUGAACCUCUGCAGGCAAGUCAGUGACAAAUGGAACUUCAAGAUGACUGGUAGAUAUGAAAUGUAUGCAGAAAAGCUUGCUGAAGCAAUCCAGCCUUUCUUUAUUCCCAAUAUCAUCAAAGAGUAAGAGAGAGCAUCUCAUUACACUCAAAUGUUACAAGACAAAUUC